Molecule: messenger RNA, 3855 nt
Organism: Bombus terrestris (buff-tailed bumblebee)
Lineage: Eukaryota; Metazoa; Arthropoda; Insecta; Hymenoptera; Apidae
Gene: Nup107
Product: nuclear pore complex protein Nup107
Exons: 7
Coding region: 133-2865 (910 amino acids)
Biological process (GO): post-transcriptional tethering of RNA polymerase II gene DNA at nuclear periphery; mRNA export from nucleus; regulation of DNA-templated transcription
Cellular component (GO): nuclear pore outer ring; nuclear pore
Molecular function (GO): structural constituent of nuclear pore
Source: RefSeq, a predicted model, not a curated record
GCCACUAGUACCUACUGUGAAUUUGAAAACCGGUACGAUUGUUAAAUAUCCUGCAGUUGUAAAUAUUCUCUAUCUGAAUGAAAUAAGAAGUCUUGCAUAAACGUUUUUAAAUCUUUAAGUCUAUGUUUCAAAAUGGAUACCAUAAACAAUAGUAAUGAGAACUUAGAGCAAUCUAUUCAAAUGCUUAAUCAAGAAAACUCUCAACGAAGGUCAUUUUUGAGGUUAAGCGGAAAAAGCACACCUUCUAAAAGACUAUCAUUACAAAACACUAAUUAUUUACGAAAAGAUGUGGAUGAUUCUCAUAACUUUAAUGACAUCAAUAGUUCAAGAAUGUCGGGCAAAUCCUAUCUUCAUUCAAGAUUAAUUAAAGCUCAUGAUCUUUUGGAUAUUGAUACUUCAUUAACGCUUGCUCCUCAUGAAGUACGAGAUAUAAUGGCUGCUUCAGAAAAAAGUGAAUUUACCUUGAGAGAAAUGAUGGAAGAUAGUAGUGCGACUGGCAUGAUUUUAAAAGCAAGGGAACCUUGGAGAGAUGUUAUGUCUAAACUCUUCUAUGAUUUCUUACAUAGUUUACAGGCAAACUUUUCAGAGGCACAGGUAUUUAAUACUAUUGCAGAUUUUAUACAAAACUGCACAGACACGUUAGAUAUAAUGAGAGGUAUGCAGUCAAAAGUAGAAACUACUGAAAUAUCAGAAGAUGAAAUUUCUUUAGAAAAUGAAAGGAACACAUGGAGACUUAUUUAUUGUUUAUACCAAAAUAGAAUAAAUAGUCUCAAUUUUCCUACUCCAGUCGAAAAUAAUAUAUACAUAUCAGAAAAAGUUGUAAUAGAUAAUUUGUUCAAAACUGAAAGUUACAUUAGAGAAUACCAGUUAAUAAUUGACUGGUUGGAGAAAAAUGCAUUAGACCAAGCGGAUAAAUAUCCAAUCACUGAACAUUUCACAGAUAAAACAGUCGCAUGGGAAAAUACUGUGAGACAAUUAUUAAUGUAUAAAGACAAAGAACAAAUUCCAUUUCGUUCAUCUAGACCAUUGGUAUCGUCUCUAGAUCCGGAUGCUCCAAUAAGAGAAGGAAAACCUCUCCAUGAUUUAGACAGGGAAGAUGAUGCAAGGAUGGAGAAGAGAAUGUUCAUAGAGGUUCGCUGCGGUCGUCUUCAGAAAGCACAAGCAUUAGCUCAAUACUGUGGACAACCUUGGCGAGCUGCUUGUCUGUUAGGAUGGAUACCUCAUCAUGAUCCUAACUAUCAAAACCCAUUAUCUGAUUCUAAAUUACCUAUUGAAGGAAAUCCUAACAGAAGUCUUUGGAAAUUAUGCGCUUGGGAACUUUCUCAGGAAAGGCGUGUAGGUCAAUUUUAUCGCACCAUAUAUGCUAGUCUUUGUGGAAAUGUUCAACAAAUGCUGCAAGUGGCGUCUUCUUGGCAAGAUGCACUAUGGGCUUAUAUGAAAACACUGUUAGACAUUAAAGUAGAAAGGGAAGUGAGAGAUCUAGUGGCAAAAAGUUUUACGGACAUGCCUGACGAUUAUUGGAAAAAUGAGAUCUCGUUAAAAGAUGUAUUUAAAGAACUUCACGCAUCGAAAAACCCUGAUAUUCGAGCACAAUCGAAUAAACCCGAUCACCUUAUUCAGAAAUAUCUGAUACUGGAUCAAAUACCAAAAUUGAUGGAAGAAAUAGAGGACAUGAUAUGUUCGAAGUCUUGCGAUCCUCACUUCUUAAGGUUUUUAGCGCAUCUAAUAUAUUUCUUUCGCCAAAUUGGGAAAAAUGCAAAAGAUAAAAUUGGAGAUAAAGUUCUGUUGGCAUACGUUCGCGUUUUAAUUGAAAUGGAUGAUCCAAUUUUAAUCGCUUUCUAUACAGCUAUGUUACCUCAAGAACUUCAAAUAACAAAUUAUGCCAGUUAUUUGGAGACUAUAAAAGAUUAUGAACAACGGAAAAAAUGCUUAGCUGCAGCAGAAGAUGCCAAUCUGAACGUAGAGGCAAUUACGAAACUAGUAGUAGAAAGCAUACGUUCUAAAAAUAUCGACGUCGAUCCCACUGAUUUGAAAGGUACUAUGACUGACGCGGACGUUGACAAGAUUAAUGCUCUGGAUUGGUUAAUAUUUUAUCAAAGUCAACGGGAAGAAGCAUUGUCGCAAACUAAUGCUCUUAUAAGAUAUUUUCUGACAAAUGAAAAAAUUGACGCUGCUAGAAAAGCUUUUAAUAAGAUUCCAGUAGAUUCCAUUGAAGCUAUUAUGGCUGAAUAUCCAACGCUAGAAGGUACUUUAACAAAUCUCACAAUGACAAAUAAUCUGUCGAAAAGAGCGUCUUCAACGAUUCGGGAAUACCUUUGUUAUAAAACUUAUCUCGAUGCCCAAGAAGGUUUCGCCGAAUGGUUUUCUCAUUUUCAUCAUGGAAAACCUACGCCGUUAGAAGAGUUACCCGCAUAUGCGACAUUUACCGAAAAAGUCGCAUAUGAACAUAAAAAAUCACAAUACAACGUAGAAAUGGAAAGGUGGAAGUCUACGAUGCAACAUCAUACGAAGGCAGUGAAACAAUUAUUGUUUAACGUAUUGUUAUUCCCGGAUGGUGGUUGGUUGGUUGAUUCAAAUAACAAUAACGACGAAUCAUGUACCCCUGAAGAAGCGACCCGCGAGCAUCAAAUGGAAAAGUUACGGGAACUUUGUAUUCCAAAAGUUACGCUUCUUUUACAUUCUGUGAUGACCGAAAUGAAUGAACACGCUGAAUGUAUACAAUUGGCAGACAUUCUUGCCUCUGAACAGUAUCAACUAUAUAAGGUGUUCCAAAAAGGAAGACUGCGCGAAGUGUUUAAGAAAAUCUGCGAAUCUUCUCUCGUCCUAAUGGAUCAAAAGAAAGAUCCUUGGGGAUACCCGAAAUAAAUUUAGCAAAAUUAAAUAAAUAGCUAAGGAAUAUAUUUAAUCGUAUAUGUAACAACGAAACAACGUAUUGGAAUUUUAAUAUCGAAAAAAUUUAUAGAAAAUUUCUUUAGCUUUUUUAUAAAACCAGUUUAUUGUCAACCACAAGAAGUGAAUAUAAAAUUUGAUACAAUGUUCAAUAAUUCAUAAUCAUAAUAUAUUAUAUACUUCAUGAUUAUUUAGAUGCUCCUUUUACCCAAUCAUUAAUAAAUGUAGCGCUGUCAAAGCUGUAGAUUUAACGCGUGAAAUAUUGCGGAGAAAUUCAGGGUCAAUGAAGGACAUAUAUUAUCCUGAGAUAUUUUCAUUCGAAUAAUAAUAAUAAUCAUCGUAAUUCCACGAUCUUUCUCUAUAGUUUAGUCACUUCUAAAUCUCAUACACAUCGUUGGUAUCCUUCGGACGUGGAUCUGCGUAUAGUGGAUAAAUACAUACAAAAGUGUUUAUUCGUAUAUAGAAUUUCAAAGAAGACCUUUUCAAAGGUUUUAUGUAUCGAACGAAAAGGUAAGAAUCAUGAUAAAGAACGAAGGUGGUCGUGAUGCGUGAUGUACAUUGGAGUCUCUAUUUCUAUAUUCAUAGGGUGUUGAUACUUUUUGCCGGCAAGAGCAGUCUUUUCAUAACUUGUUUUUUUUUUUUAGAGCAUUUUUCUCUCUAUAUGGUUUUAUGCGUACAUUUGCUGUCUUACUUUCCUCUUUAUUUCCGUAAAAAAGAGACCAAGAAAAAGAAAGAAAAAAAAAAAAUGAACCGAUAUUAUAAACGAACCAUCGCCUAUUCUCGUACAAUGUAUAGACUAUAUCAAGAAAGUUAACAUUGCACGGAAAUGUCUUCAUUCGUAGCUGAAUCAGAGGAUCAAGUAGGCUUUCGUAGAUUAUUUGUAAUUAUUCACCAAUGAAUCGAAACUAGAAAGAUAUGUAUAUCACGGAAUAAUUGACCAAAAUAUACAUGUUUACUCCAUGUUUA